Messenger RNA from Diaporthe batatas, 936 nucleotides. RefSeq lists its product as uncharacterized. Bases 1 to 936 code for a protein of 311 amino acids. The record is from RefSeq and is a predicted model, not a curated record. Gene Ontology annotation, molecular function: oxidoreductase activity, acting on NAD(P)H. The transcript is spliced from 4 exons. Lineage: Eukaryota; Fungi; Ascomycota; Sordariomycetes; Diaporthales; Diaporthaceae.
AUGUCCGCCGCCGCCGUGACUUCGGCCCCUGGGCUUCCCAGGACCCAGCGCGCCAUCCUGGCCGGCGAAAAGGGAGAGUGGGUCGUCAGCCAGGACGCCCCGGUGCCUGAGCUGGAGGCCGACAACAUUAUCAUCCAGACCGUCGCCGUCGCACUCAACCCCGUCGAUACCAAGAUGGUCGGCCCCUUCAUCGCCGAGGGCGCCAUGUUCGGUUUCGACUGCGCAGGCUAUGUUGUCGCCAUCGGCUCGGAUUACGUCGCCCUCGACGGCGACAUGGCGCUCAAGAUCCCCGAGAGCAUGGGAUUCGAGGAGGCUGCCGGCAUGGGCAUGAGGAUCGCCACCGCUGGUAUGGCCCUUUUCUGGAGCCUUGGAAUACCCACAGAGUGGCUGCUCAAGGCUGCCGGGGAACAAAUGCCGGUUCUAGUGUAUGGUGGCAGCACCAGCACGGGAACGAUGGCCAUCCAACUUCUCAAGCUAUGCAACGUAAAAGUCAUUACGACCUGCUCCCCCCGCAACUUCGACCUCGUCCGCUCGUACGGCGCCGACGCCGUCUUCGACUACAACUCACCCACCUGUGGCGCCGACAUCCGUGCCCACACAGCCAACGCCCUCGACUACGCCCUCGACUGCAUCACCGAGGAAAGCUCCAUGAAGAUCUGCUACCAGGCCCUCGGCCGCUGCGGCGGCAAGUACACGGCCCUGGACCCCCACCCAGAGUCCAAGCGCAAGGGUGACCAGCGCGUCAAGGACUUUGCAAAGCCUUUCUUCGAGACCAUCCAGAAGCUGUUCGACGAGGGCAGGCUCACGCCGCACCCUACCAAGAUCAGCCCCGGUGGGUUCGAGGGGCUCGCAGGGGACGGAGUCACCGCCAUUCGGAAGGGCCAGAUUAGCGGACAGAAGCUGGUUUAUCGUCUGGACGGCGCUGUCAAGGAGUAG